AUGGAGAGAAAGGUUGCUGGCGGUAACAGUGGAUUUCCCCGGCAAAGCCCGCACGCACGCACGAACGCUGUUCUUCCCCUGCCUGUUUCUGUAGCCUGCACGGGCAGGGGCAGCCAGGCCCCAGUCCCGUCACCUCAGGAGCUGCGGCUGGCCAACUCCGGCUACUCGGGGUCCAUCCCGGAGACGUUUGGGCGGCUGACGAGCCUGACGACGCUGUCGCUGCAGAACAACAACCUCACCGGGCGGAUCCCGGCGGGGCUGAGCCGGCUGAAGCGCAUGUACCACCUGAACCUGAGCAAGAACGGGCUGGACGGCGCCGUGCCGUUCGACGGCGCGUUCCUCCGGCGUCUCGGCCGGAACCUCGACCUGAGCGGCAACCCGGGGCUGUGCGUGGACGACCGGGCCGCCACGAAGGAGGUCGGCGUGGGCGUCUGCGGUGGCGGCGACGGCUCCGGCGCUUCCCCCGGCAGAGCCAUCGCGAGGGGCGGCGCCCUCUGGCCGUCGGCCUCCGCGCUGCUCUGCUCCUGCCUCUUGCUCUGA
Molecule: messenger RNA, 540 nt
Organism: Triticum turgidum subsp. durum (durum wheat)
Lineage: Eukaryota; Viridiplantae; Streptophyta; Magnoliopsida; Poales; Poaceae
Source: the annotation of a GenBank genome assembly